Mizuhopecten yessoensis (Yesso scallop) is the source of this 5908-nucleotide messenger RNA. Its product is annotated as protein couch potato-like. Gene Ontology annotation, molecular function: mRNA binding. The transcript is spliced from 12 exons. Bases 1055 to 2113 code for a protein of 352 amino acids. The record is from RefSeq and is a predicted model, not a curated record. NCBI's taxonomy places the organism in Eukaryota, Metazoa, Mollusca, Bivalvia, Pectinida, Pectinidae.
GACAGUUCACACCUGUUACCCGUUCGUGUAGGAAAAUCGAUGUCAUUUUCUCCACUAAUUGAGUCAUCAGACUUUGGUAAAUAAGGUCCUAAAGAUAUUUAUUUUAGAUUGUCUCCAGAAAAUUUUACGCUUGAGUGAUUAUGAUAAUUUCUCACGUUCAUCAUGGUGUGAACAUCGUUUUAUCGGGAGUUUGCUGUUUGAGUGGUAUUUAUGGGAAUCUCUCAGUUGUGUGUGUGUGUAGAAAUUUGGAUACUGGCUUAUAUAUCAAUACAACAGACACGCUACGCUGAUCGGCCAUGAAAUCGCCCAACCGUGACGCACUCCGCAGGUAUAGAUAUCCUUGUAAUGGUGCUUGGUCAUGUGAGACUGUACGAAGCUGACUGGAUCCAAUUAUAUUCCAUUAGCACAAAACAUUGUAAAGAUGCAGAUGACUUUGAGCACCAGACCAUAGCAUUCAGCUUGCCAGGGAAACUGGGGAAAUAUGAAGGGUGUCAUGCAUUUUUUAUAAGUUGUAUGAUUUGUGGGGUAUAACAGGGUAGGUGAGACAGUUACAACCGACCCUGUCGUAGAUGUAAGAGGACUGCGAAGGCCGUGUGACAGAAUUUUGGAGUACUUUGUCUAUAUAAACCUUGUCAUUUUCAGUGUUACACGUCCACCAUCAGUGUCUGCGUCAAAAGUUAUCAUAAUACAUACAUCUAUUCUGGACCACGCAUACGUUUGACUGGAUUACUGAUUUAUACCUAUGCAACAAACAUUAUCUUCACCAAGAUUCAGUAUCUGUCUGAGAAGCCUCCUUCCCGUGUGAUUAUUGUGGUUAAGGUAGAAAUCGUCGCAGUGCGUGAUAUUUGUAGAAUGGCAAAACUCUAAAUUCAAUUCUCAAUACUUAACGAGCACAUGUGUGACAAUCUGCUGUUACCCGACCAAGGACUAACAACGAUUGUCAAAGACUGUUGGGAGUCUAGACGUUAAUUUCAAAUUUGUGAAAACAUCCUCUUGGAACGAAAUUUUCGGGAAAUUUACGAGACAUUUCCGUUAGAACUAUCCUGUUGACACGAUGAGCUUCUGUCCUUACGACUUAAGCACCUUGAAGGUGCGGACCUUAUUUGUCAGUGGUCUUCCCAUGGACGCAAAACCCCGUGAAUUAUACCUGUUAUUUAGGACCUACGAGGGUUACGAAAAUGCUUUGUUAAAGGUGAUGGGAAAACCUGGCAAAAAUAAUGCAGUAAGUAAUCCUGUAGGAUUUGUUACAUUCAACACAAGGAAAGCUGCAGAAGCAGCGAAGGCUGACUUACAGGGUGUCCGAUUUGACCCCGACCUUCCACAGCUGUUGAGGUUAGAGUUUGCAAAGAGCAACACGAAAGUCACCAAGCCUAAGCAGCAGAGUCCACAGCCAGCGGCCACACACCCCACACUGAUCCACCCAAUCACAGGACAAGAGUUAGGAACAGCUACGUUUUUCCCCAGCGCACCUGAGGCAUGGGCGCCGCAUCCUUUAGCGGCCUAUCCUGACAUGACGCAGAGUGCUGCUAUCCACCAGACAGCCGCACUUAUCCACCAUCCCGCCCUCGCACAAGUACCGGUACGGGACACCUGGCUACAGCAAUUGCCCCAGGACUGGUACCACCAACUCACUCAGAUUCACCACCCUGCCAUGAUGGCCCCCUCUGCUGUGUCGGCCGCCUUGCCACACCCCCCUAUUGCCGCCACGCCUAUCUUAACUAGCCCUAUUAGCACGAUGAGCACCACACCUGCCGCAGCAGUGGCAACGUCGAGCCCGGGGUUGGCGCUGACACCGAACAACACACCAUGCUCCACGCUGUUCGUGGCCAAUCUAGGCCAAUUCUCCUCUGAACAGGAACUAAAGGAUCUGUUUAGCAGUUUCCAGGGUUUCAGCCGGCUAAGAAUGCAUAACAAGGGUGGAUCGCCAGUGGCGUUUGUGGAAUUCCAGGAUGUUAGACAAGCUUUGGAGGCCAAGAGCAGACUACAAGGUUUUGUACUGUUAUCGUCAGACCGUGGAGGAAUUCGUAUAGAAUAUGCAAAAAAUAGGAUGGGGGAGGUCGUGGGACAGAACGAGAUUUUAGGUUCUCCCAUUUCUCCAAAUUCUGCCUUCUGAGAAAAAAAUAUUUCUACGGAUGUCUCCAUGGUUACCAUAAACUAUAUACGAUUUGUUUCUUCACUUGUUGUCUGCUCAUGGAUGCCAUGGUGUUGCCAUGGAUACCAAAGUCUUGUUGCCAGCCUGGAAUUUGUUGUUUUGUCUCUUUCAUGUUUUUUUUUAUUAUUUGUUCCUUUUUUUUAUAAAUAUUGCAGUCAUUGGCUGUUACCAUAGUAACAUGCCUGACAACGUAUUUGUUAGUUAGGGACUAUAGUUGUUAUUCCUAGAAAUGUAGUAAAUAUCAUUCUAACGAGUCGUCGGUGUAUUAUGCAGUAGUAAGCCUAGUGGUAUUUAUAUACAAAAUUUAUGCAUGUAAUUGUACGAUACUACGAUAGAGCUACGGACCUUUUUUCGACAGUGUGAUGUUUAUAAUAUUGUAUAUUGUACAUGUGUUGAUAUUUAAUAGGUAUCAAAUGGUGUAUUUUGUAAAAUAAGAAAAUAAUGAAAUGCAAUUUUUCUCAUGUUGAUGUGUUUUCAUAAUGAAUGUAGUUUUCCAUCUUGUUUAACUUGCAUUCCUGUUUUAGGUAGGUGGAACAAUCCAGUCUGUAAAUGUAGACUAGCGAUAACUGGAUCGUUCCAUUUUACAGUAGGGAAAUUGUAGUUUCAAGAUGGUUGACAUUUUUUGUCUUUAUACAUAAAAUGUAAAAAAAAUGUGAUUUUGUAAAAUUUCAUAUCUAUGUUAGUGUUUCCCAUUGGCUCUUUUCCGUCCAAUCAAAUCUUGACAUAUCUGCGGUGCAGGGCAUAUCCACAUUUUAACGAAUAUGAAUAAAGGCCUUUUUAACGUAAUGUGUUCAGAAUGUAUAAAAACACAGCGUUGUGCAAAUAAAUUGGGAAACCAACUUUGUUACUCUAUAAAUACACCGACACCAUUGAUUGGUUGUAUAAGUUAACCUUUAACCUAUGACUUUGUUUGGCGUUACCAUGCACUAAAAUGCACACAAUAGGUAUGCUAUCAUAUAAACAUACCAAAAUCACAACACUGUUAUACUAUACAGCAAGUGAAAGGUUGUGGAAAUGUAUUUCAUCUUUAAAGCAGACGUUUAAAAAACAUUGCUUGAAAAUAUGUUUUAGAGUAGUUUACGCUGAAGGACACAUACUAUUUUACCUUCCAGGGAAAAGACAAUAUGUAAGACCCUCUUUCCCUUAAUUUAUAUACCAGAUCGAAACCUGUCAUCAAUAUCAAUUUACAGUCAUGAACGUUGUAAUUUAUUGUAUAAUUAGCACUCAAAGCAUUUAACGAUCCCCGUACCACAGCAACAGAACUGAAACCAUACAUUGCUAACCUUGUAAUAUUCUAUCGUUAUUUAGAUUGGAUAUUUUUUAAAAGAAAACUACAAUGUGGGACAUUUAUGUAAAAUUAGAAUUAAGGAAUAAACAACAAUGUUAUGAGUGUAAGAAAGCAACAGGGUCAAAGCAGGAUUCGAACCCUAGACCUCGGACUGUUAUACUGUCUCUCUAACAAACUGAGACGCCAACUCAAUGAAAGUGCCCAGGCCAAAUCGCUCUACACUGUAUGAACAAAAAAUAAUUAAGGGUAGGUUACUCUAUAUACAGUGGAGUUCUCUAGCCUGCAGUGAGACUGGAAUCCUUCAAUUACAACUACUUUUACAAGUUGUGCUAGGCUAUUAAAACACUAUUGGAAAAUGUUAUCUGUAAAAAAACUGAAUAAUAUUUCCAUUCGAACGGUAACAUUUUAAUAUUUUGUUCCACACGUUUUGAUAAUUGGCUGUUUUCUGAAAAACCUUUACAGAAGUAGAAUAGUCCAAGCAUAGUGCAAUGGAAUGUUGGAAGGGUCUAUUGAACCAAACUAAAGGGGAAGCUUGACUGUCAGUUAUAUAAGUUAUAUAAGUUAGGCUUCCAUAUCUGUUUUACCUGUUAGUGAAAUUGAACAGUACAACGAAUUGAUGCAACUUAAGUUUGAUGCAAUAUUGACAGAAAACACAAUGUGUUUGUCUCAUUAAAUAUGGCAAGUGACAGUAGAAGUUUGGGUAGCAAAACUCUAUGUAUAUAUCAACAGUACUCUCAUAAUGCAAAAAUAAUACUACAUUUUGCACAAGAAGAUCAAACGUAUUUAUAUUCAUCACUAAAUUAUUAACUUAAUAUGAAAUUUUAAUGUGUUGUUGACACUUUAUUAGUGCUGGUUUCAGUAAAUACAAGCUAUUAGGUUUGUGUUCUACAAAAUAAACUCGCUGUGCAAUAAAAGUCGGUCCUUUUGCCUUCAUACCUUACACUUUUUUUAUCAAAGUAAUAUUUCCAAUGACCUUUUCUACGUUCUUUAAUCUUCAUAAAUCAUUUUCUUUUCCAAUGGAAAAUACCAGAGGGAGAAAAACACUUAUUAUAUUGAAUGUUAUGCAAAACCCACGAUAUCAGGAGACCCGGUGUCAAUCUUAUAGUUCCAUGGCUGGGUUGAUCUUACGUCAGGUGAAGAAUGGUAGGACGGAAAGAUGGACAGAAAUAUUUGCUAGAGGUCGGACUUUAAAACGUGUUAAUUAAAGGUUAAAGGCUAUUGAUUUAUUGAUAACUUAACAAGGUAUUUAUAUAGGUUCUUGUUCAAGCAGUUGUACAAUGUGCUAUUUAUAAGACACCAAGGGGCCAGUUGUUUCAAUCCUGAUUGGAUAAUCAAGUCAUAAAUGCAAUUGUUUUUGCAAAAUCUGAAAAUUAAUAACUUUUAAUAUUUUCUGUGUUCAGACGACCAUUUUGAAUUACUUAACAUACGUUUGAUUUGAAUUUUAAUAUUGGGGAAAAAAAUAUAUAGAUAAACGUUAAGUCGUUUAUGCUUAUAAGAUUUGGAAACGUUUGGUAAAUAACUUCCCCGGAUUACUUUGUUUAAACUGUUUCAACCCUUGAACCUUUGAUAAAGUAAGUUCUUGAUUUUUAGGUUUUAUUACUGGUUAUCACCAACCUGCUAUUUUGAGCUUAAAUUUACUUCAAUAUGAAUUUGUUUUGAUGAUAAUUAUUCAUGUAAAGAAUUUGUGAAAGUAUUCACAGAGCAGGAGAACAGGAGGUUGUUAUUUAAUAUAUCCACAUAGCAACACGUUGUGUGACACACUUGUUGUGAUAUUUUUACCAUGACCGUUAUUUUGUUUUGCAGAUUUAAAUUGAUUUUAAAAAAUCGCGGACCAAUGAAAUUCAUAACGAACAACAUUUCCAUCAGAUAAAAUGACUUAAUUGAUUGUUAAUUAUUGAAUAGUUGUAGUUGCUAAGCAACACUAUAUAAUCGGUUUAGAUCAAUAAGGUGUAAAUAUUCAUUUUAGAAAUAGAGUUGAUUCAUUUUAAAUCAGAUUGGUCAAAAUUAUAACAAACCGACACGGAAAUGUUAAUCCAAUGCAUUUUGUUCGACACUUUCGCCUUUUAUCAAUAUUCCCCACUAGUAAGAAUUGGGUGUAUAGAGCAGCACCGUUUAAAGAUUUAAAAUAAUUUAUGCACUUUUUUUCCUAAAUCUUCGAUUUUUAUAUAAAAGUUUGUUAAAAUACAAUGCUCUGCCCAGUUUUGCAUUCAGGGAAACCACUAACGAUCACACGAAGAGCCCCAUGUCUGUAUUAGUUCAUGUAUGUUAUUCUUCAAGACGAAGAUAAAAAUAAUUAAAUGCUUCAACGAUAAUUUCUCUGUAAAUUGUUUUAUAAACUGUGUAACAUUCCAGGUUGUUACGAUGACACUAGAUACAGUGUAUAAAUGGUUGUUAUAGCGACACUAGAUACAGUGUAUAAAGGGUUGUUAUAGCGACGCUAGAUACAGUGUAUAAAGGGUUGUUAUAGC